Molecule: messenger RNA, 1065 nt
Organism: Annulohypoxylon truncatum
Lineage: Eukaryota; Fungi; Ascomycota; Sordariomycetes; Xylariales; Hypoxylaceae
Product: UbiA prenyltransferase
Exons: 1
Coding region: 1-1065 (354 amino acids)
Biological process (GO): ubiquinone biosynthetic process
Cellular component (GO): mitochondrial inner membrane
Molecular function (GO): 4-hydroxybenzoate polyprenyltransferase activity
Source: RefSeq, a predicted model, not a curated record
AUGGGCAGUAAGGCAAGCAACGAAAAACCUCACUCGGCCGAGGAGGAGGCAGCGGCCUUCCAGAACAAUGCCCUCGCACAACAGUACGGCGGCGGGCACGCUGGCGGCUGGGUUGGCCUCUUGCCCUCGUCUUGGGUUCCCUACGUCCAACUGGCGAGACUGAGUCCGCCGGCCGCCCUCUUCCUCAUCUACUUCCCUCACUUCUUCGGUGUCAUCCUCGCCGCCAUCAUCAAGAGAUCACCCGUGUCCCAAGUCUUACAUGCGGGUGCCGUUAUGUUCGGGGGCAGCUUCUUUUUCUCGAACGCAGCCCACGGCUGGAACGACCUGAUCGAUGCGCCCAUCGAUAAGUCCAUCGCGCGCACGAGCAAGAGGCCUAUUCCUCGAGGGGCUAUCAGCCCCCGGGGCGCCUUCAUAUUCACGGCUACGCAAGCCAUCGGCGCAGCCUCGUUCCUGCUCUUGAUGCCGAGCGGAAGCGCGAUAUACGCGGUCCCAAACAUCAUUGGCACAUACUACUACCCCUGGGCGAAGCGACACACGAAUUUUGCACAGAUAGUGCUCGGAUUCUGCUUAGCUUGGGGCAUUAUGAUGGGUUCUUGUGCAAUGGGGCUAAAGCCCUUCACCGGAGGUCCGUUUGGCGCGGAAGACGGAUGGAAGAUGCACUUCUGGGUCGAGCCAUCGAUCGCAUGCCUCUUCCUCGCGUCUAUCCUCUGGACGGUCAUCUAUGAUUCUAUCUACGCUCAUCAAGAUGUCAAGGACGACAUCAAGGUGGGAUUGAAGAGCAUCGCAGUGCUACUCAAGGACCAGACGAAGCCUGCCCUAUGGCUAUCCCUUGGUUGCAUGGUCGCACUGCUAUAUACAUGCGGAAGCUUGUUGGACAUGGGUAUUCAAUUCCAUGUGAUUGCGGCUGGCGGUUCCUUGCUCUCGUUGGGCGCUAUGAUCGCCAACGUUGAGCUUAAGGACUCUGCGAGUUGCUGGUGGUGGUUCAGGUACGGAUUUUGGUUGGCAGGAGGCGCCAUCGCAGGGGGCCUGCUGUCCGAAUACGUACUCCUUGGGCCAAGUUUCUGA